Molecule: messenger RNA, 1477 nt
Organism: Anoplopoma fimbria (sablefish)
Lineage: Eukaryota; Metazoa; Chordata; Actinopteri; Perciformes; Anoplopomatidae
Gene: rab20
Product: RAB20, member RAS oncogene family
Exons: 2
Coding region: 290-1072 (260 amino acids)
Biological process (GO): intracellular protein transport
Cellular component (GO): endomembrane system
Molecular function (GO): GTPase activity; GTP binding
Source: RefSeq, a predicted model, not a curated record
GACAAGCGUAGCUCAGGGUAAAAAAUCACCACGGUCCAAUCCUCACCUACUUCCUGUUUCACCUCAGCCACUUUUCUAAGUUCAGAGUCAGACAACAGAUGGAGACGAGCCAACGCUGGAUGGUCUCCCCGUCACACAUUAACUUCAGUUCAUAAACAUGGCGUUGGUCAGCGGAACAUUCUCGAUCAACCUGACAUUAAAGUGACGCGUUAGACCGAGUUUCUUCUCCGCGAUACAGAGAGGAGUAAAAUAAAAAAAACUCUGGUUCGGGACCAGACGACUCAGCAACAUGCCCGAAGUGUCGAAGAUGAAGAAGCCCGACGUCAAGGUGGUUCUCCUGGGAGACAUGAACGUGGGCAAGACGUCGCUGCUCCACAGGUACACGGAGAGGAAAUUCAAAGACACCAUCAGCACCGUCGGAGGGGCGUUUUUCCUCAAACAGUGGGGACCUUACAACAUCUCAAUAUGGGACACUGCUGGUCGUGAACAGUUCCACGGGUUGGGCUCAAUGUACUGUAGAGGUGCCGCCGCUAUCAUCCUCACUUACGACGUCACCAACUGGCAGAGCCUAGCUGAGCUGGAGGAGCGCUUCCUUUCCCUGACCGACACUGCUAACCAUGACUGCAUUUACGCUCUAGUGGGCAACAAGGCUGAUCUCACAGACCCUAAAGCCCAGCUGUGUCUGGACUCAGAUGUGGCGUCUGAGGGGUGUGAGGAGGAGAGGACAGAACCACAGGCGCUAUCUUCUUGCCCCACACCCCCGGCCUCCCCCACUUCCCUCUCUGGGAUGACACUACACAAACAGGUUACCCCUGAAGAUGCAGCAGCACUUUACGGGAGGAUACUCCGCUACAAGGGCCUGGAAGAAAAGAGCAGCCUGCCCGCCGAGAAGAUGUGCUUCGAGACGAGUGCCAAGACGGGCUACAAUGUGGACACUCUGUUUGAGGCGUUGUUUGAUCUGGUGCUGCCUUCCAUCCUGAGGAAGAGAAAUGAGAACCAGGAGUCUCCUACGGUGGACCUGGAGGAGUGUAGGGGGGCCAGCACCAAACGGACCAGGUCUGGCUGCUGCUAGAGGCUGCUACCGGCAGAGACUUAUUUCUAAUGAAGGACAAUCUAGACGUUGCUCUGCGCACCAAAUACAUACUGUGAUGGUACUACUUUUUUUACUACACAAUGGCAUUAAUGAUAUCCCGGUUACACAAAUACACAUUCUUGAUUCUGUCAGAAAAACCAGCUGGCGGUCAUAGUGUCCGCUAACAUUUUAAGGAUGGGAAAUAAACGUUUGUUGCGUUUUCACUCUAUACUUUGAAACAUUCCACCACAACAGCUGAAACCACACUUGUAUCCCAAAAAUGUGUCUAUGAUCAAAUAACACACUGUCAAUCACUGCUUUUUGUUAAUGUUUUGUUGUUAACAGCACUAAUUGUUAUUUGGCACAUUGGUGUUAAUUAUAGUUGUGAUUUAAGGUUUCAACAAA